This is a messenger RNA of Dentiscutata erythropus, 295 nucleotides long. The record is from the annotation of a GenBank genome assembly. NCBI's taxonomy places the organism in Eukaryota, Fungi, Glomeromycota, Glomeromycetes, Diversisporales, Gigasporaceae.
UAAAAAUUUAGAAACUACUUCAGAAUUAGAAAACUUUACUACAAGUACUAAUCAGCAAGUUAAUCCAAUCGAAUCUACUACUGUGAAUACAUCUAUAUCUAUGGAAUAUACUCCAAUUGAACCUACCACUAUAAAUACAUUUACAUCUAUAGAAAAUACUUUACUUGAACCUACUACUGUAAAUAUAUCUAUGGAAUAUACUUUAAUUGAAUCUACUACAAAUACAUCUAUAAAAUCUACUUCUAUACCUUCUAUAUUAAUCACCAAUCUCAUAAUUUUACUAUAUCUACAAUAG